Molecule: messenger RNA, 779 nt
Organism: Candidula unifasciata
Lineage: Eukaryota; Metazoa; Mollusca; Gastropoda; Stylommatophora; Geomitridae
Source: the annotation of a GenBank genome assembly
AAAGGUUGCAGCUAUGAAAAGAACAGCGACAGUACCUGACACUGAAACUUUAGAUCUGCCUGGAAUGCUUCUGCUUCACAGAGGGGGGCGACGAAACACUACUUUCGGGGUAGACUUUCAGGAACAAGUUGAUAAGUUCCGGACUAAAGUGCCUCCUAUUGUGUCUAAAUGCCUCAGUGAAAUUGACAAGCGGGGUGUGAUGAUUAAGGGUAUUUACCGGGUGUCAGGAGUGAAAAGCAAGGUGGAGCAUUUGUGCCAGAGGUUUGACAUAGACCCAGAGGCAGUCGACCUAGAGGAUGUUCAUCCAAACAUCAUCUCCAAUGUACUCAAACUUUAUCUCAGACAGCUUCCGGAACCUUUAUUAACAUUUAGAUUAUACUCGGACUUCAUUCAUGCUGCCAAGGAAAACAUGUCAGGCCAGUUGUUUGGAGAAAAUUUGUUAGAACAGUUGAAGCGACUCAUUUCUAGACUGCCAUCUUCAAACUUGUGCACUUGUGCUGUGCUCAUGCAUCAUCUACAUAGGGUAGCAUCUCACUCUGAAUUCAACCAGAUGAGUGCCAGUAACCUGGGGAUUGUGUUUGGACCCACCUUGCUUCGACCACUGGAAGGGUCAACAUCAUUGGCAUCGCUGGUUGAUACCCCUCACCAAACACGUGCAAUUGAACUGCUCAUUACACAUGCUCAUAUAUUAUUUGGUCCAAGUGAAAAUUUCCCAGUAACACCUAGCCAGACCCCCGUGGAACAGCUCAACCAAACCCUUGGUGGUGUGAUCAUACCAG